AUGUCUGGACGUGGAAAGGGAGGCAAGGGAUUGGGAAAGGGGGGAGCGAAGCGUCACCGAAAGGUGCUUCGCGACAACAUCCAGGGCAUAACAAAGCCGGCGAUUCGCCGUUUGGCUCGCAGAGGAGGCGUGAAGCGUAUCAGUGGGCUGAUCUAUGAGGAGACUCGUGGUGUGCUCAAGAUCUUCCUCGAGAAUGUGAUUCGUGAUGCUGUGACCUACACUGAGCACGCUCGCCGCAAGACCGUGACGGCCAUGGAUGUGGUCUAUGCAUUGAAGAGGCAGGGUAGGACUCUGUACGGGUUUGGUGGUUAG
Messenger RNA from Ilex paraguariensis (yerba mate), 312 nucleotides. The record is from the annotation of a GenBank genome assembly. NCBI's taxonomy places the organism in Eukaryota, Viridiplantae, Streptophyta, Magnoliopsida, Aquifoliales, Aquifoliaceae.